AGACGAUAGCCACUAAACAGCACUUUAUUUAUAUUAUGUCAAUUUAAGUUUUAAGUACCUACUAGUUCUUAGAAUGUUAAGAAAUAUUUUAAACAAAAACAAAGCAUAAUUAUAACGCUAUGUAACACAAAUGUAAAAUAGAAUAUUAAAAUGGAAUCAAAAUACGCUAGUACCUGGUUGAUUGCGAAAGACUUGUGUAGAUGCUGUCAUGCUGAAGGAGAUUUUUUCAAUUUGGCGACGCCUAAUACAUUUAAAGAUCGAGAAGAAAUAUACUCCGAUAUGUUAAGAACCUGUUUUGAUAUAGAGAUUGAUCCUGUGCCAGGACGUCUUUGUAUUCCAACAUACUCAAUAUGUUCAAAAUGUGUUGUAAAGUUACGUGAAGCAGUUAUUUUCAAAGAGCAAGUAUUAAAAUGUGAAAAGAAAUUCUAUGAAUUAUUAACAUCUUCAUCAAUUGCUGGGUUGACACAAAUUAAAAAGGAACCUGAAAUGGAUAGUGAAGUGUCAGCACAAAUUAAAAAGGAACCUGAAAUGUAUAGCGAAGUGUCAGCACAAAUUAAAAAGGAACCUGAAAUGUAUAGUGAAGUGUUGACACAAAUUAAAAAGGAACCUGAAACGGAUAGUGAAGAUUACAACGAUGAUAUGGAUGAUGAUUUAGAUGAUGAGAUGGAUGAUUAUAUAGAUAACGAUAUAGACAAUGACACAGAUUUAAAAAUUGAACCAGGGGAACAGAUUGGGAUUGAAGAACACCUCAAAAGACCACUUAGAUCAAGAAUUCAAAAGACAACGGAAGUGACGGAGAUUAAGGCAGCGCAGGAGUCGAAACCAAAGCCGAAGCCGAAACCGAAAAAGCCGCCGAAAGAAAAGAAGGUGAAAAAAGAAGAGAAGAAAGUAAAGAAGGAAAAAAAGAAAGAAGAUAACACGGAGAGAAAAGGCGACGACGAGUAUUCAAUAAUCGAAGAAUCCGGCGCCUACCAAUGCAGAACAUGCGGAAAAAUAUUUAAACAGAAGCGACUAUUUAUCCAACAUUAUAGAUCUGUGCACCUCAAACUGACGUCUAAAAUGACAGGCUGUCAUUUCUGCGAGCUUAAAGUGAGAGCGCAUUUGCGCGCGAAACACAUGGAAGAAAAACAUGGCGUCCCCGCGCCUACGUGCAACGCGUGCGGUCGAAAGUUUUCAUAUCCACAUCAAGUGAUACUUCAUCAAAAAACCUUUCAUAUGGGUGAAAAGAAUAUUGCGUGUCCGGUGUGUGAUAUGAAGUUUGGUUCUAAAGUGAAUUUGUACCAGCAUAAGGUCAAGCAUUCGACCGAGAAAAUACAUAAGUGCGAUUAUUGUGAUGAACGCUUUAAAUGGCGAAAGCAAUGGUCCAGGCAUAUGUUGAAGCAUAGACAAAAUUAAUUUAUAACUGUAUGUGCUAAGUUACAUAUGUGUAUACAAAGAUUCAGGAACGAAUUAAAAUUACUCCUAUAUGUCAAAUUUAUAUUUGAUGUAACUCUAAGUCUCGUUUCUGAAUCUCACUCUAAGUUUUGAAUUCGGUUGACGCAAUUUUAUAAACGUUACUAUCGUCAAGUAAGAGCGUGCGAAUAUUAUUUUAUAUUAAAAAAAAAAUUAAAAAUCGCCAGACGAAUUUGUCUAGGAAUAAAUAAUAUCGUAAAGUAUUUAAAUCUCAGGCCCCGCACUUUUUUGUUUCUGUCAGUGUACAGCUAUAGAUAGAACACAGAUAAAGAUAAAACACAUAACUAUAGUUCGUAUAUGAAUUGAUAUUUAUAUAUAAAACUAGUUUUAUAUGACCAAUAAAUUUAUACAAGAAAAAUGUGUUUUCUGUGUCGUCGUUACACAAAUGGGUUAAACCAUAACCGUAUGGUUAAAUUUAAAUUAAAAACCUCACGUUAUAUGUGCAACUUGACUUUGACACGUUCCCUAAUGUCAACGUCAAUCAACGUCGCGUGACGUAAAACAGUAAAAGGAUGUGUUUUUACUUUGCAGUAAAUAAAUAAAUAUUAAGCGAGUGGACCUUACAGAACCUGGUUAGUUUGUUAGUGGGGUAGAUACAAAUACAAAAUUAAUAUUUAUAACCUAUAAAACUGGCAUCGUGUAGUGUUGGCCCAGUGGCUUCAGUCUGCGACUCUCAUCUUCUAGGUUCGAUCCCCGGCUGUGCAUCAAUGGACUUUCUUCCUUAUGCACAUUUAACAUUCGACGUUUGAAAACGUCAACGGCUUGUCAGGCACAGGAGGCUGAUCACAUACUUACAUAUUAGAUUAACGAAUGAUCAUGAAACAGAUACAGAAAUCUGAGGUCCAGACCUAAAGAGGUUGUAACGCUAGUAUUUUUUUUAAUUUGCAUAUGCGAUCUUGCGUUCGAAUGACGGCUGUAUACCGAUGGCCUUUUAUUUCCGUGUGUAAUUAGGCAACACUUGCUGAUACGGUGAACGAAAACAUCGAUACCUUAGACCUGUAAAUUGACCGUGUGAUAGGCACAGAAGGCCUACUUUCGAAAUAUACAGAAUUUUGAGAAGACCGAGAGUAGGUACACAUUUUACACCUCAUGAUUUCUUCAAGGAUCUCUUUUG
Pieris brassicae (large cabbage white) is the source of this 2566-nucleotide messenger RNA. Its product is annotated as zinc finger protein 652-like. Gene Ontology annotation, cellular component: nucleus. Gene Ontology annotation, molecular function: zinc ion binding; RNA polymerase II cis-regulatory region sequence-specific DNA binding; DNA-binding transcription factor activity, RNA polymerase II-specific. Lineage: Eukaryota; Metazoa; Arthropoda; Insecta; Lepidoptera; Pieridae. The coding region runs from base 151 to 1395 and encodes 414 amino acids. Gene Ontology annotation, biological process: regulation of transcription by RNA polymerase II. The transcript has 9 exons. The record is from RefSeq and is a predicted model, not a curated record.